AUGGAGGAAACUAGUAGCAUUUUUUACGAAGAAAUAGAGGAAAAUAUCCUUUCUGAAUCCCAUCUGUUGCAGUCAUCACCAAUUUCUCCGUCUGAAGAAUCUCUGUCACCGUCAUCACCAGCUUCUGAUGCUUCCUGGUGGCGUCAAAAUUGCAAUCUUCUCGAACUCAGUGGUAGUUGUGGCGAUUUUGGUACUCUCAUACCACUUUUGGUGGCACUCAGUCGGCAACGCGCCAUUUACUUGGCACCGACCUUGUUGGGAACCGGAAUCGUGCACAUAAUAUCCGGUGGCUUGGUAUGGGACAUUCCCAUGCCAUUGCAACCAAUGAAGGCAAUUGCUUCCUUGGCUAUUGCAUCGGAUUUGACUAGGCUCGAAGUCAGCAUCGCCGGAGUGGGAAUUGGGAUUUGCUUUCUACUCUUUAGUAUAUUUGCAGGUGCGAUUGAUACCUUGCAUCGAUGGAUACCUCCUUCAGUAAUUGGAGGCUUGCAACUUGGAGUGGGAUGGAAGCUUGCUGUCAAAGGAAUUCAUAUGAUUCAAGAGCUUCCUUGGAUCGAAAACCCAUAUGAUUGUAAAUUAUGGAGCAUUUUCUCGGGCCUUUCUUGCUUGUACUUUCUCAAGGCACAACUAUCGAGCAGUGGUGACCAUCAUUCUGGAACACCAGUGGGAUGCUGGCAAAAGUUCCGUCAAAAGUUUCCAGUGGGGUUGUCUUUGUUUUUGCUAGGAAUUAUACUUGCCGUUAUGAACUUGACGAAUACGAGACACGCCAAUACGAACAACUCGUCCAGCGACCUCGACCAGAAGGACACAAUACAGUUUACAUCCGAAGCGUUUGUUGUCAAUGCUCUCAAAGGGGCUACAUGGGGGGAUUGGAAGACAGGUAUUCUCGAAGGAACACUACCCCAAUUACCUCUUACUACAUUAAAUUCUUGCCUCAGUGUUUGUCUCUUGGCAAAAAACCUAUUUCCAGACAAGCCUGUAGUGGAACGCCGUGCGGUAAGCUGGUCCAUCGGACUCAUGAACAUAUUUUUUUGUCCAAUGGGAUCCAUGCCACAUUGUCAUGGUGCGGGAGGACUGGCUGGACAAAACAAGCUUGGGGCGAAAUCCGGCCUUUCCAUGGUCGUUUUGGGAGUCUUCAAAAUCACGUUAUCUAUCUUGGCCCACUAUGGAUACCUUUUGACUCUUUUCGAUGCCUUGCCCAGCUCUAUCUUGGGCCUUCUAUUAGUCAUUGCGGGUCAUGAAUUGGCCCUGACAGGAGUGUCGAGUGUGGCACACCCCAAAGAAGGAACGUCUUGGACAGCUUUUGCUCCUGGAAAGCAACCAGACUUGACAGUGACCUUAAUGACGGGAUUGAUUAUUGUAGGAACAGGUAAAACCCACGUCGGUACCCUAUGUGGGCUGAUAACGUAUCUACUGCAUGAAAGUGGACAUGUGGAGGGAAGUAGUAACGAUGGGGUGACAGGCGACACAGAUCUUGCCACUGAAGAUAGCGCAGGGAAUGAAGAAUAUUCGCCUUUGCAUCGCGAAUAG
Molecule: messenger RNA, 1527 nt
Organism: Cylindrotheca closterium
Lineage: Eukaryota; Bacillariophyta; Bacillariophyceae; Bacillariales; Bacillariaceae
Source: the annotation of a GenBank genome assembly